AUGAAGAUGAGCAGCGUCUCUGCGCUCCCUGUGAUCUUCCUCCUGCUCUUCUUCCACACAGCACAGCCGGGACCCCACAAGGCCAUCCAGAAACCUGGACAUUGCCCAGAAUUUUUUCUUUCCUGCCCAUUCGUCCUUUUACCUACGUGCCGGCGCGACAGAGGGUGCAAGGGGCCCAAGAAGUGUUGUUUCUAUAACUGUCGGCGUCAGUGUAUGGAGCCCUGGAUGUCGUUGGAGUGA
This is a messenger RNA of Rangifer tarandus platyrhynchus (Svalbard reindeer), 240 nucleotides long. NCBI's taxonomy places the organism in Eukaryota, Metazoa, Chordata, Mammalia, Artiodactyla, Cervidae. The record is from the annotation of a GenBank genome assembly.